Molecule: messenger RNA, 1218 nt
Organism: Marmota flaviventris (yellow-bellied marmot)
Lineage: Eukaryota; Metazoa; Chordata; Mammalia; Rodentia; Sciuridae
Source: RefSeq, a predicted model, not a curated record
AUGCCCCAGUUACUGAGAAACAUCAGUGGGAUCAUUGAGGCCUUCGGGCGCUAUGCCAGGACGGAGGGCGACUGCACAGUGCUCUCCCGAGGGGAGCUCAAGAGACUCCUGGAGCAAGAGUUUGCAGAUGUCAUAGUGAGACCCCACGAUGCAGCCACUGUGGAUGAAGUCCUGCGCCUGCUGGAUGAGGACCACACGGGGACUGUGGAAUUCAAGGAAUUCCUGGUUUUGGUGUUUAAAGUUGCCCAGGCCUGUUUUAAGACCCUGAACCAGAGUCCUGGGGGUGCUUGCAGUUCUCAAGAAUCUGGAAACAAACACUCUGGGUCUUCAAAAGAGCUGGGGGAAUGUCAGAGAAGUGGCUCUCAAGUGGGAAGCGAGGGGCAGGGACAACAUCAAGAGGCAAGCAGCUGUGCACAGAGCCAGCAGGCUUCCAGAGGCCAGGGCGGGACUGGGACUCGGACCCAGGGUCAGGACACCAGCUCUGCACAGGUCAGCAGCCAUGACAGGCAGGCUGAGUCCCAGAGGCAGGAGAGGGGGAGUGAGCAGACACAAGGAGCAGGCUAUGUGGAGCAGACCCCAAAAGUAGAGGACAGGGGGUCAGAGAGACAACUGAAGACCAGCGAACAGACAGGUGAGGUUGUGACUGGACCUGCAGCUCAGACCCAGACAGGUGCCACCCAGGCUGGGCAGCAAGACAGCAGCCAUCAGACAGGAAGUACCAGCACCCAGACACAGGGGUCUUCCUCUGGCCAGACCAGGCAGACGGAGACACAGGGUCAGGACAGGAUCCAGACCAGCCAGGUUGUGACAGGAGGACAAAUCCCGACACAGACAGGGUCACACACCCAGACCACAGAGCAGGGCAGGUGCCAGGCUGAGAGUCACACAGGCAGUAGUCAAAAAUGGACACACUCUGAGGUAGGAGAGUCUGGGCCAGGUGGACAGACUCAGACUGGGGAAAGCACUGUGACAGGAAGACAGGAUGGGAGUGGCACUCACACGAGUGUGACCAGAGAGCCGGGGGAGAGCGAGCCCACAGAGGUUAGGGCAGAGUGGGUCGAUGACCACACAAGGGAGGUGGUGUUGGGAACCGAAGACCACGGCGGCUGGCACAGCAGCGCUCCAUCGUCACAGGCCCCGGACGCAGGCCAACCAGGAAGGCAGCGGGGCGUCACAGCCAAGGCGCUGUACUCCUACUUCAAAGGCAGCCAGCCAUGA